AUGUCUUCAAUACCUGUAACUACGGACUGCCCAAUUCUCGUAUGGAUGCUUUCGUUGAAUCGAGAGUACACGAAGGAAGAAUAUGACGCCAGCUAUCAUAUUAUAAAGGAAUGCGUGCCGCACGAAAACAUUGUAUAUAACCCCCAAAAUGCUGAUACCUUCCGACAAAUGAUGAAAUCUAUGUUGCCAUUACUUAUGAUGAGACACAGGCGAAUACCCAGGGCCAAGUGGCGGGAUUGCGUCACUCCAGCUGGCAAGCAUUGGAUAGAACAGAUUCCGGAUGAUCUCCCUCCCGAGAAAUUUCUUCAUUCAAUGAUUGGAUACCAUCUUGCGACGGAGAACUCGUUGUGCGGGAUGGCGAUGACACAAGGAAUUCAACGGAAAGUCGUGAACAUCGGCUUGGGGAUGAAGCAACUCAUUGCCGAACCGCGGGGGGUUUCAGUGCGGGCGUACGUCGAAUCCUUCGCACAUAAACUUACCCCUCUGGAACUAUCCCUAAUGGCGCCAGAGCUUGGAGACGAAGUCAUGCUACGCAGAUUAUGCAUUAUUAUCUCCCUCAAACAAGCGUACAUCAAAGCGAUCGGCCAGCCAAUAGGGUUCGACCUAUCGCGUCUGGAAUUCAACAUUCCCCAGGAAACCGUCAUCGGCGACGGCCACCCACUAACGGGUUGGGAAUUCCGGAUAUUCAAAGCCAACCUCGGUGUUGCACGCAAAGACCUCCUCGUCGAAGAGCAGUACCAAUGUGUCUGCGCCUUCUUCCGAGGGACACCCGACACCAAAUUCAUAUGGCACGACUCGCAAAAGGAGCUGGAAUCUUGGGUUCAAUUCAUAAAUAUCGACCAGAUGAUCAAAGUCAUUCCCAAGCUAACCGCGUAA
Messenger RNA from Pleurotus ostreatus (oyster mushroom), 876 nucleotides. RefSeq lists its product as uncharacterized. Gene Ontology annotation, molecular function: magnesium ion binding; holo-[acyl-carrier-protein] synthase activity. The transcript is spliced from 5 exons. Bases 1 to 876 code for a protein of 291 amino acids. NCBI's taxonomy places the organism in Eukaryota, Fungi, Basidiomycota, Agaricomycetes, Agaricales, Pleurotaceae. The record is from RefSeq and is a predicted model, not a curated record. Gene Ontology annotation, cellular component: cytosol.